Molecule: messenger RNA, 1459 nt
Organism: Panicum hallii
Lineage: Eukaryota; Viridiplantae; Streptophyta; Magnoliopsida; Poales; Poaceae
Product: 2'-deoxymugineic-acid 2'-dioxygenase-like
Exons: 3
Coding region: 89-1111 (340 amino acids)
Source: RefSeq, a predicted model, not a curated record
UUUGUUCAUCGUUGCAUAAAAGGUGCAGGGACGUAGAGGGGUAGAGGCGCAUAUCUCUGAAGCAACGCGAGAAAUCCAACGACUUCCGAUGGCAGCAGAGCCCCUCUCCAAUGGCGCUGCCUACCAGUCAGUGCCUGAAUCCUACGUGCUCCCGGGGGACAAGAGACCGGGGAGCUCACCGUCUUCUGCAGCAGCGAUACCUGUAGUUGACCUCGGCGGCGAUGACCCUGACAGGAUUGUGAAGCAGAUCAUGGGUGCCGGGAGAGAGUUCGGUUUCUUUCAGGUGAUCAACCAUGGCGUGCCAGGGCAGGUGAUGGGCGAGAUGAUGAGCAGUGCGGAGGAGUUCUUCGGGCUCCCCACGGAGGAGAAGAUGGUGCUCUACUCCACCGACAGCAAGAAGCUUCCACGGUUCCACACGAGCAUCGGCAACGACCAGGAGAAGCUUCUCUACUGGAGGGACUGCCUCAAGCUUGGCUGCUACCCCUUGGAGCAAUUCAGGCACCAGUGGCCUCAAAAGCCAGCCAGGCUCAGGGCGGCGUUGGAGGCGUACACGACGGCGGUGAGGGCGGUGGCGCUGCGCCUGCUGCGGCUUACCGCGGCGGGGCUGGGGCUCGACGAGGGCCACUUCGAGGGGGAGCUGACCGCCGGGCCGGUGAUCAUGAACGUGAACCACUACGUGCCGUGCCCGGAACCGAGCCUGACGAUGGGCCUGGCGCCGCACUGCGACCCCAACGUCGUCACCGUCCUCGCGGACAACGGCGUCUGCGGCCUGCAGGCGCGGCAGCGAGGCAGCGGCGGCGGCUGGGUCGACGUCGAGCCACUCCCGGGCGCGCUCGUCGUCAACUUUGGGCACCAGAUGGAGGUGGUCAGCAACGGCGCCCUGCGGGGCGGCGAGCACCGCGUGGUGACGAACGCGCGCGCCGCGCGGACGUCGCUGGCCACGUUCGUCAUGCCGGCGAUGGGCUGCGCCGUCGCGGCGGCGCCGGGGAUGGUCCCCGACGGCGAGGCCCCCCAGUACAGGCCGUUCACGUACCAGGAGUUCAUGGGCGCGUACACUGCGGCGAUCGGCGAUAGGGACGCCGUCCUGGCACGUUUCCAGAACAAGGACUGACCUGACCGCUCGUCGUCUUGGUCGCAUCCGCUGCAGGUUGUAUCGUGGUGAUCGCGUUGCUGUGUUUCUCCGGGGAAUUCCGUCCGAUCCCGAGAGCUAGUAUUGGCAGGUCUGAGUUCUAAAGAUGUCACUAACGGUUGAUCGGAGGACAUCAGCAUCGAUCUCAGCGACCGAUCGAGCCAUCCGCGGAGAGGAAUCUGCGAUGGGCACGCCAGAGAGCCGCUACCGCGGACUGCAUCAGUUGUUCUCACGGGCAGAGGUCGCCGGCGACGACUCGGCGGAGCCCUGGUGGCGCGCGCGGGGGUCAGCUAUACAGAUGCGAGCGAGGGAGACGCUGGAGGACGCAAU